Molecule: messenger RNA, 2047 nt
Organism: Neoarius graeffei (lesser salmon catfish)
Lineage: Eukaryota; Metazoa; Chordata; Actinopteri; Siluriformes; Ariidae
Gene: sh2d4a
Product: SH2 domain containing 4A
Exons: 10
Coding region: 412-1656 (414 amino acids)
Cellular component (GO): cytoplasm
Source: RefSeq, a predicted model, not a curated record
AUGGCGUGUUUGAUACUUUGAAGUUUGUGACUUGCCAAAUUACUUCACGUUUUGGAUGUCAUUAGGUUACUUGAGAAGAUCCGGAGUGAAGAUUUCUGUUUUUACAGGAUGUAAUCUGCAUUUUCUGUCAUAAAUCAGGUUGUGUGGAAUUUUAUCAUCUGUGGCUUUACUAAGAUGAUUUCAGUGAUGUUUCCUCCAGGUUCUGAGGUUUCCUCCCGUCUCCCAGAAACGUACAGAUAAGGUGGACUGGAUAAAGAUAAAAGUGUCCUGAGUUGUUUGAGACGUCACAGUAAAGAAUUAGUGAUUCACUCCUGAACCUUUCUGACCUGCACCUCUGACGACCUGAAACGUUUCUGGACUGGACACAGGAAGAACAUUUCUUCUUAAGACAAAGGAUACAGGACUAUAACCAUGCUGCAGCAGAUUCUCAGCGACAUGUUCAUCGAGCCGGAGCUGCUGGCCGAGCUGAACGAAGAGCAGAAGCAGAUUCUCUUCUUUAAAAUGAGAGAAGAACAGGUCCGCAGGUGGAAAGAGAGAGAAGCACGGCUCGAGCAGGAGGCUAAAACGGUGAAGCCCAAAAGAGUCUCAGUGAAGACAGUAUCAUGGCUGAAAGCGUCAGACAGUGACGUGUGGGUGUGGGUGAUGGGUGAGCAUCCUGACGAUAAAUCGUAUGACCAGAUCUGUGAUGAGAUCAUGGCUGAGAGGGCGGCACUACAGGCCCAGAAAGAGGCAGAGGAUCUCAGAGCCAAGAAAGAAGCUGAACUGGAGAGACGGUUCUCUGGGUUGCAUAUAGAGGACGAGGAAGCUGCCCGGCAGGAAGAAGCUCGAAAGGCAGCUGCUCUGGAGAAGAGCCAACAAGAGGAGUUGAAGAGGCGGGAGGAGGAAGAGGAAAGACGAAAAGCCGAGGAGGAGGUCAGGAGGCUCAAGGAAGAAAGGGCGCAGCAGAUCUAUAUGAACCUGAAGGAAGUACAGAGACUACGGAAAGGCCAGGACAAAGAGGAGCAAGCCUGGCAGGAUUCAUUGCGGAAAUCUAAAGCAGCUGACCAACGGAGACGUUCUCUGGCCAAGCAAACGAGGGAGGAUCACCGCAGGCGUUCUCUAAAGGCACUGGAGAGAGGUCGAGUGGCGGCCAUGACCAAGGCCUUUGGAGGAGAGAAACCGGCUCCUCUACCUAAACCCAGAAACCUCACUCUCACUAAUGAGCCUCUUCACAGAGGGUCUGGUUUACGUCGUUCACUGUCCUCGUCCAGCCGGAAGGAAAUCAUCCGCUGGUUCAGAAAGGAACAGUUAUCCCAAAGAGUUUGUUUCCAAGACGGUGACAGCCGCAUCGCUUCCUGGUUUCAUGGUAUAAUCUCACGUCAAGAGGCUGAGGAUUUGCUGAGCAAGGGUAGCCCUGGAGGCUUCUUGGUCCGUGUUAGUGAAAGGAUCUUCGGAUAUGUUCUGUCUUACCAAAGCCCAGAUGGAGUCAAGCACUUCCUCAUUGAUGCUACAGACAACUGCUACAUGCUGCUAGGAGACCAGAUCAAGUUUGCGUCUCUGGGAGAGCUGGUGGAGUACCAUAAGGAAGAGCCCUUAACACCCUCUGGAGGUGAGCGGCUGCUGCAUGCGUGCGGACAGAAGCCUGGCACUCUGGACUAUGCCGAUCUCUUCACCUGAAGCCUGUAGCCCAGUGAGCCGUGGUGCAGUAGAACCAAACGCACAUCUCUGUUCUUAUGAGCUUUCUGCACAUACAAUCUACAAACGUGAAGGAUUGUAUAUUGAACAAAUCUGAAGCGGGUGGUUAUGAUGCAGUUCAUGUUACACAGGAACGAUUUAACCGUCCACCCAUGAACAAAUAAUCUUGCAAAAAAAAAAAUCUAUUUUUUCUCAGACGCCAUUUCAGAUAUGAAGGCACAAUAUGCACUUUUGAUAACGUGGUUGCAUUUUGAAGGAUUUAGUCGGUAUAAAGAUAAUCUGUACCACUCGUCUGUUCCACUUAUGAACUUGGCAGCUUACUUGAACACUGCCAGAGUAAUUUAAUAAAUUCUGUGGGGAGCAGUUUUCACUA